ACUAAUACAAAUGGCACAUGAUUAGACCAAUCACAAUGAAUAACGUGAUUGUAUAAGCCAAUCAGCGUCAUCCUGUAGACCGACCAGUUAGCACCUGAAUAACACAGAAGUUAUAGAGAACCUAGUCAUCUUCAUCAUGGCCUCUGGAGCUUUGUUCCCCAGCAUGGUGUCUGGGUCACGUGGUUCCUCCAGCAAGUACCUGGUGGAGUUCCGAGCUGGUAAGAUGACCAUGAAGGGCAGCACUGUGACCCCUGACAAGCGCAAGGGUCAAGUGUACAUUCAGCAGACCGACGACUCCCUCAUCCACUUCUGCUGGAAGGAUCGCACCACUGGAAAUGUGGAUGAUGACCUGAUCAUCUUCCCUGAUGACUGUGAGUUUAAACGGGUCAACCAGUGCACCGCUGGACGUGUCUAUGUUCUGAAAUUCAAAGCUGGAUCCAAAAGACUGUUCUUCUGGAUGCAGGAGCCCAAGACCGACAAGGAUGAGGAGCACUGUCGUAAAGUGAACGAGUAUCUCAAUAACCCGCCCAUUCCUGGUGCUCUUGGCAGUGGCGGCAGUGGAGGGCAUGAUCUGUCUGCUCUGGGAGGUGAGGGUGGUCUGCAGAGCCUUCUGGGUAAUAUGAGCCACAAUCAGCUCAUGCAGCUGAUUGGACCAACUGGACUUGGUGGCAUCGGGGGUCUUGGCGCACUUGCUGGUCCAGGUUUAGCCAACCUUUUGGGCAGCAGCAGCAGCAGCAGUGUUCCUUCUGCUAGUAACUCCUCCACAAGCCCGUCCACAGUGGUCACCCCCACCUCUACGUCUGCUACCAGUCGAAUUGGCUCCUCACAGGCUCCCACCACACCUGUCAAUGCCUCUGCAACCUCAGCAGCCUCUCCGCCUGCGAGCACACCGACCACCCCUGCUGUGACUGCAACAGCAAGUGUGGCAGAAACGGCAGCGGCGGCGACAGGAAACCCUACCCAGCCCAUCCAGUUGAGAGACCUGCAGACCAUCCUGGCAACCAUGAAUGUGCCUGCCAGCGGCUCAGGAGUGGACCUGGCCAGUGUUCUGACACCAGAGGUGAUGGCUCCUAUCCUGGCCAACCCUGAGGUGCAGCAGAGGCUGACGCCCUUCCUGCCCACAGGGGAGUCACUGCUUCAGAGCACAGAUGAGCUCCACAACACGCUCGGCUCACCCCAAUUUCAGCAGGCUAUGAGCAUGUUCAGCAGCGCUCUGGCUUCAGGGCAGUUGGGGCCUCUAAUGAACCAGUUUGGUUUGCCGGCAGAGGCUGUGGAUGCUGCAAACAACGGAGAUGUGGAGGCUUUUGCCAAAGCAAUGGAGACCGAGACAAAGUCCGAAGACGGUGGAGAUUCCAAAGACAAAAAGGACAAAGAUGAGGACAUGAGCUUAGACUAAUAACCCUUUUGGAAAAAUGUAUUUAUUUAGCCGUCACAGCUUCUGGAACACAUUUGAAGAAUAAAUAUAUUACACUGAAUGAACACAA
Nerophis ophidion (straightnose pipefish) is the source of this 1484-nucleotide messenger RNA. RefSeq names its product proteasomal ubiquitin receptor ADRM1-like. The transcript has 10 exons. Gene Ontology annotation, biological process: ubiquitin-dependent protein catabolic process. Gene Ontology annotation, molecular function: proteasome binding; endopeptidase activator activity; ubiquitin binding. NCBI's taxonomy places the organism in Eukaryota, Metazoa, Chordata, Actinopteri, Syngnathiformes, Syngnathidae. Gene Ontology annotation, cellular component: proteasome regulatory particle, lid subcomplex; nucleus; cytoplasm. The record is from RefSeq and is a predicted model, not a curated record. The coding region runs from base 137 to 1396 and encodes 419 amino acids.